Rana temporaria (common frog) is the source of this 2039-nucleotide messenger RNA. It is a transcript of the gene TOMM40, whose product is annotated as translocase of outer mitochondrial membrane 40. NCBI's taxonomy places the organism in Eukaryota, Metazoa, Chordata, Amphibia, Anura, Ranidae. The transcript has 10 exons. The record is from RefSeq and is a predicted model, not a curated record. Gene Ontology annotation, cellular component: mitochondrial outer membrane translocase complex; mitochondrial outer membrane. The coding region runs from base 114 to 1124 and encodes 336 amino acids. Gene Ontology annotation, molecular function: transmembrane protein transporter activity. Gene Ontology annotation, biological process: protein import into mitochondrial matrix.
AUAGCAAAGAAGAAGAGGCGGGGCUGGGACGGCCAGCGGCCUUGGUUGCUCGUAUCGUGUGUGAGUGUAUGUGAAAAAGCCCGGAGAGCGCAGGAGAGGAGAGGAAAGUAAUCAUGGGGAAUGUAUUGGCUGCCAGCUCUCCCUCUCCCCCACCUGCAGGGUCCUCUGUGGGACCUGGUUUAGUAUCUGUGCCUCCUGGCUUCACAAUGCCCCCCGUCUCUGUCUUGGGACAAGUAGCGGAAAAGAACGAACCUCAGGAGGAGCGGUUACCUAAUCCCGGAACUUUUGAAGAGUGUCACCGCAAAUGCAAAGAAUUAUUCCCCAUGCAGAUGGAAGGUGUGAAACUUACUGUAAAUAAAGGGUUGAGUAACUUUUUCCAGGUAAACCAUACGAUCUCACUCAGUACUGUCGGGGAUUCAAAUUAUCAUUUUGGAGCCACAUAUGUUGGAACAAAGCAGCUGAGCCCAGCAGAGGCAUUUCCUGUUUUAGUUGGAGACAUAGAUAACGGCGGCAGCCUGAACGCACAAGUAAUCCAUCAAUUCACUAAGUGCGUCCGAACAAAGAUUGCAAUUCAGACCCAGCUGUCCAAGUUUGUGAAUUGGCAGUUAGACACAGAAUACAGAGGACAAGACUUUACAGCUGCUGUCACAUUGGGCAACCCAGACAUAAUAGUGGGAUCAGGUAUUGUGGUUGCACACUAUCUGCAGAGCAUCACACCUAAUCUAGCACUAGGAGGAGAACUUGUAUAUCAUCGGCGUCCUGGGGAGGAGGGGACUGUGAUGUCAUUAGCAGGAAGAUACACAGCUCCAAAUUGGACAGGGACACUAACGCUAGGACAAGCUGGAGCACAUGCAACAUAUUACCAUAAAGCAAAUGAUCAGCUUCAAGUAGGAGUGGAGUUUGAAGCUAGCGGCAGGAUGCAGGACACAAGUGUCUCCUUUGGUUACCAGCUGGACCUCCCCAAAGCCAACCUACUGUUUAAAGGCUCAGUGGACAGCAAUUGGAUAGUCGGGGCAACUUUAGAAAAGAAACUUCCACCACUUCCUCUCACGCUAGCCAUGGGAGCCUUCCUCAACCACAAGAAGAACAAAUUCCAGUGCGGCUUCGGCUUGACCAUCGGUUAACAUCAGCUACCGCACACGGCUUAUGGUCUCCCCUCUACACCUAGACAUGUGGCCUCUUCCUCUGCUUUUCUGACUGCCUUCUCCCUCUCCCCAGUUUCUUAACUCGCCCUUCUACCCCAAAACUCCUGCCAGGCACAUUUUUUUUUUUAUGGACUUUAUUUUAUCAUUGGGGUAAGGAAGGCAGUGGAGGAAUUUCCCGAUUAUCUAAUGUAGGUACCUAGCGUGGAGAGGAAGCCAUACUUGUCUCUUAUCAGGGACCUCGUGGUUGGGUAAAGUCUGAAGGAAGAAUUUAGCUUGUCUGUAGAAACCAAUCUGAUUCUUCCAAUCAUGUUUGAAGUAUGGUAUGGAAUAGAGAGAGAACAUUGGGUUGGUUGCUCUGUGCAUAAAAAGUUCUGUCAUCAGAUAUUGGAUCACGAGGUCAGCAGUUAGUCUGGUUUGAGUGAGUUUUCUUUCUGUGUCCUGUUCAGACUGUUUUCUCAUUAUUUUUAUUUGUACCUUUAAAGCCAUUAAUGCAGUUUUCUCAACAAAUCCAUGUUAUGAAUGUGACUUGCCUGUCUGAGUGUGAUGCUAUGGAUGAUUGAUCUUCCCCAUGUUGUGUGUUUGAUCCACCAUCUUGUUCUGCUCUAGCUUAUGGCUUCUGGGGUAGGGAGGUAUCAUGUCUAGGAAGAGGGUCUUCUCAUGGGACCUGCUUGAGCCCUAUGUCCUCCUUGGCCUUGUGCUGCUGUUGGAGAGGGGAGGGAAGCUUCAGUCCUGCUGCCUCCUGACCUCUCUCUGUAGGAGCUUGGAUGUAAAUUCAUGUUUAUAAGUUAUAAAGAGAAUAAUGACACUGAUCUUUUACACAAAACAGAUGUGGAGCCCAGAGCGAAGUCAUGACCGGGCAUGUACAGCACCAAUAAACUGACUUCCGCAACGGGA